UCCUAAACUCUAUGACAUGUCUCCAUUUGCUUUGAUGUUUGAAUGACUAUAUAAAUAGCAGGAUAGCCCGCCGUAAUUGAAAUAUGAUUGCAAACACAUCACGUAUCAUGCCUGCAAGCAGUCAAUCUCCUAAGUCCACGACGACAAAUUUGAGACACCUUUUUUCCCAUUCUUCAAGGGUCAGUAUUCAAACUCCUUUCUAGUAACUAUAAUAAUAUACUCAUACUAGAAAUAUAGUCUCCUAGGGGUUUUCUACCCUUAACUACAUUUCCCUAAUGGCUGACAAAAUUUCCAAUCUCGAGUCGCUUACGGGCGAUAUAAAUCAACAACAUACAUCCCUACUACUGAAUCAACCACUCGACAUCUUAUUUGAGCUACAUCGUUUUCUCCCACCUGAGUCUUGUGCAGCUUUUGCCCUAACCUGUAAAUCAGCAUACCUCACACAUUCCUAUAUCAUGGCAAAGAAAGCUCGUCAAGACUUAGAGAACCCUCAAAUCUUACCAGAAAGGACGUCUUAGCCGGGAUUUUUAUGUACGGAUUUAUACCGGUACUUAUUUUUCUGGGUGUUCCUCGACAUCCUGAAAAGUGCCUUGGAUCUGCGGGAUUGUUUAGUCCAAGGUGAGGGUUUAACCUUGAUCAUUGAGGGGGAGAUAUUUCUACAUGGUUCGCAUCGGCGUGUCUUGUAUCUGAUCGAAGGGGAGAGUCAAACCUCAGGCUCGGGGGCCGUACAUAAAUUCACAUGUUAUAGCUCGAGGAUGAUGACAGAUGUUCUAGCAAUAGCUCUAGAUAUAUAUCCCCAUAGAAAUAGGUAAUAGGAGAAUGAAUUAGGUAAGCGGAACUAUUCAAGGAGGUCUUAAAAUUGAAAAAUAGUUAAAAGUAGCUAGGUAGAUUUAUAUCAUAUUUUUACAAAUGAUGGCAUGAGUAUCAUAAAAAUAAUAUUAUCUCGAAACAGCGCUUGAAUAUCGUUGUUGAU
Molecule: messenger RNA, 973 nt
Organism: Daldinia decipiens
Lineage: Eukaryota; Fungi; Ascomycota; Sordariomycetes; Xylariales; Hypoxylaceae
Exons: 3
Coding region: 276-518 (80 amino acids)
Source: RefSeq, a predicted model, not a curated record